AAAACCUCAAUUCACAAAUAUAUAUCAUCAAAUCACCAUUGAUGAUGGCAGCUAAGGCUAGGAUUUCUGCAGCUAUUUUACUAGUUUGCAUUAUCCUUCCUUUGCUAGCCUCAGCAUUUCUUGAUCAUCUUCCUGAAGUUCUAGAACAUGAUUCUAGAAUUAAAGAUGUAACAAUCCGUGGUGAUAAUAAUAUUGUUGGUGCCAAUGACAAUGACUUUACUCUUCCUCGCUCACAUGAGAAAAAGAAUGAAAGAUCCUUAAAAGAAAAGAAGUCAAAGAAGAAGAAGCAUAAGAAGAAGAAGAACAAGAAGGGAAAGAAAUCACACAAAGAUAAAACUUUCGAUUUUGACCAUAUUUUUGGAGGAAACCAACAAGAAGGAGAUGAAUUUUCCCCUUAUUUGCAACCAGUUGAUGCGCCUCAAACAAUAGAAGAACAAGAACAGGCAGAGAAUUAUGAUGGAUUACGAGAGGGAUUUUACCAGAAAACAUGUCCUCAUGCAGAGAAUAUUAUAAGAAAUGGCCUAAUCAGGGCCUUUCAGAAUGACUCUACCAUUGCUGCUGCAUUUCCUCGCCUUCUCUUGCAUGAUUGCUUUGUCAAUGGAUGUGAUGGGUCGAUAUUACUAGAUACAACACCCAGUGGUGCAAGAGUGGAGAAGUUAGCAGGGACAAAUGGUGCUACAGUCAAGGGAUUCGAACUCAUAGACGAGAUCAAAGACGAGCUCGAGAGACAAUGCCCUGGCAUUGUCUCCUGCUCUGAUAUUUUGGUAUAUUUGUCGCGCGAUGCCUUUGUUUUAUCAGGCCUCCCCAAUUACAACGUGCUAGGUGGUCGACGCGAUGGCAUGGAAUCCAAUGAAGCAAACAUUGUUGGAAACCUACCACUUCCUGGCGACACAGUGGAUCAAAUGAUUGAUCUUUUUCAAAAGAAAGGCCUAAAUUCGGAAGAUUUGGUUGUCCUAAUUGGUGCACAUUCAAUUGGAGUAGCCCAUUGUUUCAACUUCCUUUAUAGAUUGGAUGAACCUGAAAAGGCACAAAUGUUAGAUCCAAGGCUUGCUGGAGUCAUGAGAUUUAUGUGUACGAACCAAAUGAAUACCUUACCUUUUGAUCCCACAACACAGUACAAGAUGGAUUCAAUUUUCUACAAGCAACUAAUGAUAAAGAAAGGGUUGAUUGAAUCGGAUCAAAUAUUGGCUCAAGAUAUUAGAACGAGGGGCUUUGUGCAAAAGUUUGGUGAUGAUGAAAUGGGAUGGUUUGAUAAGUUUGGUAAGGCUAUGAAUAAAUUGGGAGCAAUUGAAGUGCUCACUGGAAACCAAGGCCAGAUCAGGAGACAGUGUAGAGCUGUUAACUGAAAAUUGGAUAUAUUUAGUGCUUUAAUUGGGAAUUUAUAUAUAAUCUCUUCCAAAAACUAGGUAGGGAAAUUGAUGAUUUGUCCAACUGCUUGCAUAUUUCGAGUGUACGGACAAUAACUAUAUUUGAAGUUGUUCGACCAAACAAAAUCAUAUAUUCUGAAGAUGUUAAAGAAUGUGUGUAACAUGUAUGGUUUCAAACAAUUACACUAUUUAGUAAAAAAAAAAAUUGUGAAAUACAAUAAUUUCACGACACAUUGGCAAGAAA
This is a messenger RNA of Nicotiana attenuata, 1611 nucleotides long. RefSeq names its product peroxidase 44-like. The record is from RefSeq and is a predicted model, not a curated record. Gene Ontology annotation, biological process: hydrogen peroxide catabolic process; response to oxidative stress. Bases 42 to 1346 code for a protein of 434 amino acids. NCBI's taxonomy places the organism in Eukaryota, Viridiplantae, Streptophyta, Magnoliopsida, Solanales, Solanaceae. Gene Ontology annotation, molecular function: heme binding; peroxidase activity. The transcript has 2 exons.